AUGGCGACGGGAUCUGCACGAUACGUUCGAUACCUACUUUUCGCCUUCUUCGGCCUCGCCGUCUUCUACUUCAUCUCCCACUCCAGCUACGAGGGCGCAAGACUUCAGGAUGGCACCUUCAGCAAACCAGGCGCUCCCGCCAACGGUCAGCAGCAGAGUGGUCAAAAUGCUGCAGAAAAACCCAAACAGCCUGCUCAAUCCGAUGCAAACCGGCCCAAGGUUGGCGAGACAUACGAUCCAAAGGAAUGGCCCAUGCCCAUGACUCCGAACGAGCCUGGCUGGGACGAAUUAUCCGGUAUCGCAUCCGGCCCACGCAUGAAUGCCACUUUCGUUACCCUCGCCCGAAACUCCGACAUCUGGGACAUUGCCCGCUCCAUCCGUCAGGUCGAGGACCGUUUCAACCGCCGCUACAACUACGACUGGGUCUUCCUCAACGACAAGCCGUUCGACGCCACAUUCAAGAAAGUCACCACCUCUCUCGUCUCCGGCAAGACUCAUUACGGUGAAAUUCCCAAGGAGCACUGGUCCUUCCCCGAGUGGAUCGACCAGGAGAAGGCUCGCAAGGUCCGCGAGGACAUGGCCCAGCGCAAGAUCAUCUACGGCGACUCUGUGAGCUAUCGCCACAUGUGCCGCUUUGAAUCUGGCUUUUUCUUCCGCCAGCCCCUCAUGAUGAACUAUGACUACUACUGGCGUGUCGAGCCCUCCAUCGAGCUCUUCUGCGAUAUUCACUACGACCCCUUCCGCUUCAUGAAGGAGAACAACAAGAAGUACAGCUUCGUCCUGAGCUUGUACGAGUAUGUCGAAACCAUUCCUACUCUUUGGGACAGCACCAAGAAGUUCAUCAAGAACCACCCUGAGCACAUUGCUCAGGGCAACUCCAUGGGAUUCCUAAGUGACGAUGGCGGCGACACCUAUAACCACUGCCACUUCUGGUCCAACUUCGAAGUUGGUGACCUCAACUGGCUCCGAUCCCAGGCGUACAUCGAUUACUUCGAAUCCCUUGACCAGGACGGCGGUUUCUUCUACGAACGAUGGGGUGACGCUCCUGUGCAUUCGAUUGCCGCCAGUCUCUUGUUGCCCAAAGACCAGAUCCACUUCUUUAACGACAUCGCUUAUUACCAUGUCCCCUUCACUCACUGUCCCACUGGCGAGAAGGUCCGUCUUGACAGACGUUGCCACUGCAACCCCAAGGACAACUUUGACUGGAAGGGUUACUCUUGCACGAGCCGCUUCUUUGAGGUCAACGGUAUGGAAAAGCCUGAGGGUUACGAGAACCAGCAGGAUUAA
Molecule: messenger RNA, 1287 nt
Organism: Colletotrichum graminicola M1.001
Lineage: Eukaryota; Fungi; Ascomycota; Sordariomycetes; Glomerellales; Glomerellaceae
Product: glycolipid 2-alpha-mannosyltransferase
Exons: 4
Coding region: 1-1287 (428 amino acids)
Biological process (GO): protein O-linked glycosylation; protein N-linked glycosylation; cell wall mannoprotein biosynthetic process
Cellular component (GO): Golgi apparatus; membrane
Molecular function (GO): alpha-1,2-mannosyltransferase activity
Source: RefSeq, a predicted model, not a curated record